Messenger RNA from Punica granatum (pomegranate), 3498 nucleotides. The record is from RefSeq and is a predicted model, not a curated record. NCBI's taxonomy places the organism in Eukaryota, Viridiplantae, Streptophyta, Magnoliopsida, Myrtales, Lythraceae.
CCUCACUCACUCUCUCUCUACUCUGCUCACCAUCCCAAACAGCUCCCUCUCCCUCCCUCUCUCUCUCUCUCUCUCUCUCUCUCUCUCUCCCCCUUCUGUUUCUCUCUCUAAACCUCCGUUGAUUUGCAGAGGUCUUCACGAAGGGAGAAGAAGAAGGAAAGAAGGAGACUGAGCCCUUUACUGGAAGCUCACCCGCUAUUCCAUAUCAGGGAACAAGGGCGAAAAUGCGCCUUCUACUCCUCCUCUUCCUCCUCCUCCACCUCCACAUCCACCUCUCCUCCGCCGCCGCCGCCGGCCACAUCCCGGAGCUCCGAGGGCUCCUCUCCAUCAAGUCCUCCCUCGUCUUGGACCCCGUCUCGGAGCAGCCUCCCCUCGCUGGGUGGAACUCCUCCGUCUCCCACUGCCUCUGGUCCGGCGUCACUUGCAGCCCCCGCACCGGCCACGUGACCGCCCUCGACCUCUCCGGCCUCAACAUCUCCUGCCCCAUCCCGCCCCAGAUCUCCUCCCUCUCCGCCCUCCGCUACCUCAACCUCUCCAACAACCUCUUCAACGAGUCCUUCCCCGCUCAGCUCGCCGUCCUCAAGAUCCUCCAGGUCCUCGACCUCUACAACAACAACAUGUCGGGACCACUCCCCCUCGUCGUGACCCAAAUGCCGGCCUUGCGCCACCUCCACCUCGGUGGGAACUUCUUCAACGGCGGUAUCCCGCCGGAGUACGGCCAGUGGAAGUUCCUGGAGUACCUCGCCGUUUCGGGGAACGAGCUCAGCGGGGCCAUUCCCCCCGAGAUCGGGAACUUGACAAAACUGAAGGAGCUCUAUGUCGGUUACUACAACAGCUACGAAGGUGGCCUGCCGCUGCAGAUUGGGAACUUGUCGGAGCUGGUUCGACUCGACGCAGCCAGCUGCGGGCUCUCAGGCGAGAUUCCCGUUGAGAUCGGGAAGCUUCAGAAGCUGGACACUCUGUUCCUCCAAGUGAAUUCCCUCUCGGGUCCACUGACCCGUGAACUCGGCCAACUGAGCAGCCUCAAAUCGAUGGACCUCUCCAACAACAUGCUCUCUGGGGAGAUACCAGAAUCGUUCUCGCAGCUAAAGAACCUGACUUUACUCAACUUGUUCCGCAACAAGCUUCAUGGGUCGAUCCCCGACUUCAUGGGAGACCUUCCCCAGCUUGAGGUCUUGCAGUUGUGGGAGAAUAACUUCACGGGUAGCAUCCCCGUUGGGUUGGGAAAGAAUGGGAAGCUUCAGCUCCUCGACCUGUCUUCGAACAAAUUGACGGGCACUCUGCCUCCUGAUUUGUGCAAUGGGAACAAUCUCCAAACACUCAUCACUCUAGGGAACUUCUUGUUCGGACCAAUCCCAGAGUCCUUGGGGAGGUGCCAGUCCCUAAGCAGGAUCCGAAUGGGUGAGAACUUCCUAAAUGGGUCGAUCCCGCAAGGGCUUUUCGGCCUUCCGAAGCUGACCCAAGUUGAGCUGCAAGAUAAUAUGCUUGCUGGGGAGUUCCCAGUGACUGACUUGGUUGCAGUUAAUCUUGGUCAGAUUAGUCUCUCGAACAAUCAGCUGAGUGGGUCUCUGCCUCCUAGUAUCGGCAACUUCUCUGGAGUUCAGAAGCUUCUCCUUGAUGGUAACAGGUUCUCGGGCCAAAUCCCGCCUCAGAUUGGGAAACUGCAGCAGCUCUCAAAGAUGGAUUUUAGCCACAACAAGUUCUCUGGCCAGAUUGCUCCUGAGAUAAGCCAGUGCAAACUCUUGACUUUUGUUGAUCUGAGCCGAAACAAUCUCUCAGGGGAGAUUCCAAAUGAGAUUACCAGCAUGAGGAUCUUGAACUAUCUAAAUCUUUCAAAAAACCAUCUCGUUGGGAGCAUUCCUGCAUCAAUAUCAAGCAUGCAAAGCUUAACAUCUGUGGACUUCUCGUACAACAACCUCUCGGGAUUGGUCCCAGGCACGGGACAGUUUAGCUACUUCAACUAUACCUCAUUCCUGGGCAACCCAGCCCUCUGCGGACCAUACCUUGGUCCCUGCAAGGAUGGGGUUGCCAAUGGCACCCGCCAGCCACAUGUGAAGGGCCCCCUCUCCGCCUCUCUGAAACUGCUGCUUGUGAUCGGGCUCCUCAUCUGCUCGAUAGCCUUUGCUGUAGCAGCCAUUAUCAAGGCUCGGUCCCUCAAGAAAGCCAGUGAGUCCAGAGCCUGGAAGCUCACAGCCUUCCAGCGGCUUGACUUCACCUGCGAUGAUGUCCUUGAUUGCCUGAAAGAGGAUAACAUCAUCGGAAAAGGUGGGGCAGGGAUUGUCUACAAAGGCGGCAUGCCCAACUGCGAUCAGGUAGCAGUAAAAAGAUUGCCUGCGAUGAGCCGAGGAUCUUCCCACGAUCAUGGGUUCAAUGCAGAGAUUCAAACUCUAGGGAGGAUCAGGCACCGACACAUCGUGAGGCUACUGGGCUUCUGCUCAAACCACGAGACAAACCUCCUCGUGUACGAGUACAUGCCCAAUGGGAGCUUAGGAGAAGUUCUCCAUGGCAAGAAAGGUGGGCACCUCCUCUGGGAGACAAGGUACAAGAUUGCCGUGGAGGCUGCUAAGGGGCUCUGCUACCUCCACCAUGACUGCUCACCUCUGAUCGUCCACAGAGACGUGAAGUCGAACAACAUCCUCCUGGACUCCAACUUUGAGGCCCACGUGGCCGAUUUUGGCCUUGCUAAGUUCCUCCAAGACUCGGGCACUUCCGAGUGCAUGUCUGCCAUUGCCGGUUCUUAUGGUUACAUCGCACCAGAGUAUGCAUACACCCUAAAGGUGGACGAGAAGAGCGAUGUGUACAGCUUCGGGGUGGUACUGCUCGAGCUCGUGAGCGGCAGGAAGCCCGUCGGGGAGUUCGGGGACGGAGUCGACAUAGUCCAGUGGGUCCGCAAGAUGACCGACUCGAGGAAGGAAGAGGUCGAGAAAGUCCUCGACCCGAGGCUCCCGUCGGUCCCGCUCCACGAGGCCAUGCAUGUGUUUUACGUCGCCAUGCUGUGCGUGGAGGAGCAAGCCGUGGAGCGGCCCACGAUGAGGGAGGUUGUGCAGAUCCUCACUGAGCGGCCCAAACCGCCCGCCACCGGGAAAACCGGGGAUUCCGACUCUCUGCAGGGCUCAGCCACGCAGUCCCCAUCGAAGGAUCACCAGCAGGCGCCCCCACAGUCCCCGCCGCGCGAUCUCCUUAGCAUUUAAACUUGUUUUUGGCUUUCUACUUGAAGGGUGUCUCAAGUUUAAGGAUCUCGGUUAAUUUCAGGGGGAGGGGGGGGUUUAGGUUUGUGUUUGAUCUAUCUGGUGCUUUUUUUUUUUUUAAAAUUAAAAUUUCUUCCGGAGAUGAUGGGUUUGGUCUUUAGCUAACUUUGAGACAGUGGGCGGGGGAGAAGUGAUGUUAAGCUUUUAAGUUAAUGGAAGGUAAGGGUGUUUGAUGAAGGGAUAUCUGUGUACAGUAGGGGAUUGGUGGGGUAUUUUUAUUUCUUUCAGUGAUAAAUCUUGUCUUCCUCCA